ACCAAUGCUCUUUCCGAGCUCGAUUAUCUGCAUAAAAAAAAUGCUAAACUAAAACAUCAAGUUAUCGUCUUAAAUAAAAGGAUGAGAAACUUAAAAAAAAAUAACUCAAAACAAAAACAAUUAAACAGGCCGUCUGAAAAUUAUGAACGACUCCGUCGCCGUAUUUAUUCCAACACAAAAGAGUUUUGGAAUUACAUCAGUUUUGAACUACGAUCGUUAAUGAUAUCAAUGAAAAAUAAAGUUCCGUUUAUAAUUUAUAUGGAAAAAACUAUUAACAGAUAUUAUAGAUCAUUAUUGAAUGAUAUCGCCAAACUUGCAGUGGUUGAUGGUUACUCACAGUGGAGACGAAAAGAAUACAUCUAUCUGAGUACUUUAGUCAACAAAAGAAUAAAAAUUUUACAAAAUCCACAAGAUUGCUCCAAAGUGAAAAAACUCGCGUGCAACUUAAUCUCAGACUGUCUGUCGUGUGGCUAUAGUUGUCGCUUACACCAUCUCGUCAAUUGUAUGGUUGUAGCAUACGCUACCAAGAGAACAUUGAUCCUAAACAAUCCCCACAAUUGGGGAUUCACUAGUGGUGGAUUCACAGCGCUGUUUUUUCCACUAAGCAAUACAUGUACAUCGUUAAGCAAGAACGAAACAGUUCUAUCUUGGCCAGGUAACGAUAGUAUUCAAGUGGUAAAUCUCAGUCUUCCCAUCAUAGCGUCCGGAGACUUAAAUCGUAAGUGGAAGCCGCAACCAACGCCGUUCAAUCCGCUAGUAUUACCCGAAGACUUGAGCCAAAGAUUAAAUGCCUUGCACGGCGACCCUGCCGUCUGGUGGAUAGGACAAUUCGUCAAUUAUUUAACUCGGCCAAAAAUGUCAACUAUCGACGUUUUUGAAUAUUACGAAGACUUUUUCAAAUUCGCCGGACCAGUCGUCGGUGUGCACAUCACACGAACCAAAAAAAUUAAAUCAUUUCAUAAGCUAGAAGAAUACAUGUACCACGUCGAAGAGUAUUACAAACUACAAGAACUAAAUAACAUAAUAAUAAACUCCAAAACAAUAUAUUUAGCUACAGACGACCCAACGUUAUUUAAAGAAGUCUAUUUUAGAUAUACUGAAUACAAAAUACUUGGUGAUGCAGAUUUAUCAAAAACUGAGUCCGUGAAAAGCCGAGAGUUGGACAAUUCCAUUAUCAAUAUCAAUAUCAACAUCCAUUUUUUAUCUCGGUAUGACUAUUUAGUUUGCACUUUUUCAUCCCAUAUUUGCCGAUUAGCUUAUGAAAAAAUGAAUGGUCCCAAAUUUGAAGAUGUAUCAGCUCAGUUUACCUCGUUAGAUGAUUUAUAUUAUUUUAGUAACCAAGUUCGUAGAUUGAAUAUUGCUGUAUUACCUCAUAAAGCAAACAAACCGAAAGAGAUGGAUCUACAAGUGGGUGACGAAAUCGAAUUCGCUGAAAAUCUAUGGAAUGGUUAUUCAAAGGGAACAAAUUUUAGAACAAACAAAUCUCUUUUGUAUCCUACUUUUAAAGUAACCCGAAAAAUCGAAGUUAUGUCUUUUGCCAGUUAUCCUGAUAUGAAAAUAGACGCUGAAGAAUUAGAAAAAUAA
Molecule: messenger RNA, 1584 nt
Organism: Melanaphis sacchari
Lineage: Eukaryota; Metazoa; Arthropoda; Insecta; Hemiptera; Aphididae
Product: alpha-(1,6)-fucosyltransferase-like
Exons: 9
Coding region: 82-1584 (500 amino acids)
Biological process (GO): protein N-linked glycosylation
Molecular function (GO): alpha-(1->6)-fucosyltransferase activity
Source: RefSeq, a predicted model, not a curated record